This is a messenger RNA of Grammomys surdaster, 411 nucleotides long. Its product is annotated as 60S ribosomal protein L26-like. Gene Ontology annotation, cellular component: cytosolic large ribosomal subunit. Gene Ontology annotation, molecular function: RNA binding; structural constituent of ribosome. The transcript has 2 exons. The record is from RefSeq and is a predicted model, not a curated record. Gene Ontology annotation, biological process: cytoplasmic translation; ribosomal large subunit biogenesis. Lineage: Eukaryota; Metazoa; Chordata; Mammalia; Rodentia; Muridae. The coding region runs from base 1 to 411 and encodes 136 amino acids.
AUGAGCCUAGGUGGUCAGGAGGAUGGAGAUAGGCAUGCAUUUGCAGCCGAAGCUAGACGUGAAGUCAGAACUGGAUCGGCCUCUGAGGAGGAGUGGAGCCUGGGGCUGAAGUUGGAGGCAAAGUCGGAGCUAAGGACAUUUAAUUCUCUGCUACUUUGUGACUCGCGCAACACUGGCCAAAUGGUCCAAGGGUGCAGGAAGGCAUACAUCAUCUACGUUGACCGAGUCCAGCAAGAAAAGGCUAACGGCACAACUGUUCAUGUGGGCAUCCACCCCAGCAAGGUGGGUAUCCCCAGGCUAAAGCUGGACAAGGGCCACAAGAAGAUCCUGGAGAGGAAAGCCAAGUCUCAGCAAGUUGGAAAGGAGAAGGGCAGAAAAGAUGGAGAAGAUGCAGGAGUAGAGACAUCUUAG